Lynx canadensis (Canada lynx) is the source of this 3806-nucleotide messenger RNA. It is a transcript of the gene HIPK2, whose product is annotated as homeodomain interacting protein kinase 2. Gene Ontology annotation, cellular component: PML body; nucleus; cytoplasm. Lineage: Eukaryota; Metazoa; Chordata; Mammalia; Carnivora; Felidae. Bases 159 to 3749 code for a protein of 1196 amino acids. The transcript is spliced from 15 exons. Gene Ontology annotation, biological process: smoothened signaling pathway; intrinsic apoptotic signaling pathway in response to DNA damage by p53 class mediator; peptidyl-threonine phosphorylation. The record is from RefSeq and is a predicted model, not a curated record. Gene Ontology annotation, molecular function: SMAD binding; ATP binding; transcription coactivator activity.
GGCCAAGUGAGGCGGUGAUGCGGGCGCUGGCGGCCCCGGCUGCGCCGAGAGCGGAGACACAGGCUCAAGAUGGCAGAUUCCGACUGAGGCUGGGGGGGCCGAGCUCGCGCGCCGCGUUCCCUUCUCCGUUGCCAUGAACCGCGGACACCCCGGCCCCGAUGGCCCCCGUGUACGAAGGUAUGGCCUCACAUGUGCAAGUCUUCUCCCCUCACACCCUUCAAUCAAGUGCCUUCUGUAGUGUGAAGAAACUGAAAGUGGAGCCGAGUUCCGCCUGGGACAUGACUGGGUACGGCUCCCACAGCAAAGUGUACAGCCAGAGCAAGAACAUCCCGCCUUCUCAGCCAGCCACCACAACCGUCAGCACCUCCUUGCCGAUCCCAAACCCAAGCCUACCUUACGAGCAGACCAUCAUCUUCCCAGGAAGCACCGGGCACAUAGUCGUAACAUCAGCAAGUAGCACUUCUGUCACCGGGCAAGUCCUCGGCGGACCACACAACCUGAUGCGUCGCAGCACUGUGAGCCUUCUCGAUACCUACCAAAAAUGUGGACUCAAGCGUAAGAGUGAGGAGAUUGAGAACACGAGCAGCGUGCAGAUCAUCGAAGAGCAUCCACCCAUGAUUCAGAAUAAUGCCAGUGGGGCCACUGUAGCCACUGCCACCACAUCGACUGCCACCUCCAAGAACAGUGGCUCCAACAGCGAGGGUGAUUACCAGCUGGUCCAGCAUGAGGUGCUGUGUUCCAUGACCAACACUUACGAAGUUUUAGAAUUCCUGGGCCGAGGGACGUUUGGGCAAGUGGUCAAGUGCUGGAAACGGGGCACCAAUGAGAUCGUGGCCAUCAAAAUCCUGAAGAACCACCCGUCGUAUGCCCGGCAGGGUCAGAUCGAGGUGAGCAUCCUGGCCCGCUUGAGCACAGAGAGCGCCGACGACUACAACUUUGUCCGCGCUUACGAGUGUUUCCAGCACAAGAACCACACGUGCUUGGUCUUUGAGAUGUUGGAGCAGAACCUCUAUGACUUUCUGAAGCAGAACAAGUUCAGCCCCUUGCCCCUCAAGUACAUCCGCCCAGUCCUCCAGCAGGUAGCCACAGCCCUGAUGAAGCUGAAAAGCCUCGGUCUCAUCCAUGCCGACCUCAAACCGGAAAACAUCAUGCUGGUAGAUCCGUCUAGGCAGCCGUACAGAGUGAAGGUCAUCGACUUCGGUUCGGCCAGUCACGUGUCCAAGGCUGUGUGUUCCACCUACCUGCAGUCCAGAUACUACAGGGCCCCUGAAAUCAUCCUUGGUCUACCAUUUUGUGAGGCAAUUGAUAUGUGGUCCCUGGGCUGUGUCAUUGCUGAGCUGUUCCUGGGCUGGCCGCUCUAUCCAGGAGCUUCUGAGUAUGAUCAGAUUCGGUAUAUUUCACAAACACAGGGUCUGCCAGCUGAAUAUUUAUUAAGUGCAGGGACAAAGACAACUAGGUUUUUCAACCGUGACACAGACUCACCGUAUCCUUUGUGGAGGCUGAAGACACCAGAUGACCAUGAAGCAGAGACGGGGAUUAAGUCGAAAGAAGCGAGAAAGUACAUUUUCAACUGUUUAGAUGAUAUGGCCCAGGUGAACAUGACAACGGAUUUGGAAGGGAGUGACAUGUUGGUGGAGAAGGCAGACCGGCGGGAGUUCAUCGACCUGUUAAAGAAGAUGCUGACCAUAGAUGCUGAUAAGAGAAUCACUCCAAUUGAAACCCUGAACCACCCCUUUGUCACCAUGACGCACCUACUCGAUUUUCCCCACAGCACACACGUCAAAUCAUGUUUCCAGAACAUGGAGAUUUGCAAGCGUCGGGUGAAUAUGUAUGACACCGUGAACCAGAGCAAGACCCCUUUCAUCACGCAUGUGGCCCCCAGCACGUCCACCAACCUGACCAUGACUUUCAACAACCAGCUGAACACUGUCCACAACCAGGCUCCCACCUCCACCAGUGCCACUAUUUCCUUAGCCAAUCCCGAAGUCUCCAUACUAAACUACCAAUCUGCACUCUACCAGCCCUCAGCGGCGUCCAUGGCUGCAGUGGCCCAGCGGAGCCUGCCCCUGCAGACGGGAACAGCCCAGAUCUGUGCCCGGCCUGACCCCUUCCAGCAAGCUCUCAUCGUGUGUCCGCCCGGCUUCCAAGGGCUGCAGGCCUCUCCCUCUAAGCACGCUGGCUAUUCCGUGCGAAUGGAGAAUGCGGUUCCCCUCGUCACUCAAGCCCCGGGAGCACAGCCCCUUCAGAUCCAACCAGGUCUGCUGGCCCAGCAGGCCUGGCCAAGUGGGACCCAGCAAAUCCUGCUUCCCCCAGCAUGGCAGCAGCUGACCGGAGUGGCCACUCACACAUCAGUGCAGCACGCGACUGUAAUUCCCGAGACCAUGGCAGGCACCCAGCAGUUGGCCGACUGGAGGAACACCCACGCUCACGGCAGCCAUUACAAUCCCAUCAUGCAGCAGCCUGCGCUAUUGACUGGUCAUGUGACCCUUCCAGCAGCCCAGCCCUUAAAUGUAGGCGUGGCCCACGUGAUGCGGCAGCAGCCAACCAGCACCACCUCCUCCCGGAAGAGUAAGCAGCACCAGUCCUCUGCAAGAAACGUCUCCACCUGUGAGGUGUCCUCCUCGCAGGCCAUCAGCUCCCCUCAGCGGUCCAAGCGCGUCAAGGAGAACACGCCUCCGCGCUGCGCCCUGGUGCACAGCAGUCCCGCCUGCAGCUCCUCCGUCACGUGCGGGUGGGGCGACGGGGCGUCCAGCACCACCAGGGAGCGGCAGCGGCAGACGAUCGUCAUUCCCGACACCCCCAGCCCCACGGUCAGCGUCAUCACCAUCAGCAGCGACACGGACGAGGAGGAGGAACAGAAGCAUGCGCCCACCAGCACUGUCUCCAAGCAGAGAAAAAACGUCAUCAGUUGCGUCACGGUCCACGACUCUCCCUACUCCGACUCCUCCAGCAACACCAGCCCCUACUCCGUGCAGCACCGCACUGGGCACCACGCCAACACCUUUGACACCAAGGGGAGCCUGGAGAAUCACUGCACUGGGAACCCCCGGACUAUCAUCGUGCCACCCCUAAAAACCCAGGCCAGCGAAGUGUUGGUGGAAUGUGAUAGCCUGGGGCCAGUCAACACUGGCCAGCACUCGUCCUACAAGUCCAAGUCCUCCAGCAACGUGACCUCCACCAGCGGUCACUCUUCAGGGAGCUCAUCCGGAGCCAUCGCCUACCGGCAACAGCGGCCGGGACCGCAUUUCCAGCAGCAGCAGCCUCUCAAUCUCAGCCAGGCUCAGCAGCACAUCACCGCAGAGCGCGCCGGGAGCCACCGCCGGCAGCAGGCCUACAUCACUCCCACGAUGGCUCAGGCCCCGUACUCCUUCCCGCACAACAGCCCCAGCCACGGCACUGUGCACCCCCACCUGGCCGCAGCUGCCGCCGCAGCCCACCUCCCCACCCAGCCCCACCUCUACACCUACACGGCGCCCGCGGCCUUGGGCUCCACCGGCACCGUGGCCCAUCUGGUGGCCUCCCAAGGCUCAGCACGGCACACCGUGCAGCACACUGCCUACCCGGCCAGCAUCGUCCAUCAGGUCCCCGUGAGCAUGGGCCCCCGGGUCCUGCCCUCGCCCACCAUCCACCCGAGUCAGUAUCCAGCCCAGUUUGCCCACCAGACCUACAUCAGCGCCUCUCCAGCCUCCACCGUCUACACUGGAUACCCACUGAGCCCCGCCAAGGUCAACCAGUACCCUUACAUAUAAACACUGGAAGGGGAGGGGAGGGGAGGGAGGAUGGCCAGAGGGGAGGAGGGAGGAGGG